This is a messenger RNA of Numida meleagris (helmeted guineafowl), 905 nucleotides long. Its product is annotated as claudin-16-like. The record is from RefSeq and is a predicted model, not a curated record. Gene Ontology annotation, molecular function: structural molecule activity. The transcript has 5 exons. Gene Ontology annotation, biological process: cell adhesion; bicellular tight junction assembly. Gene Ontology annotation, cellular component: plasma membrane; bicellular tight junction. Bases 246 to 905 code for a protein of 219 amino acids. NCBI's taxonomy places the organism in Eukaryota, Metazoa, Chordata, Aves, Galliformes, Numididae.
AAAUGCCUCCAAGGCUGGGGACUCCACCUCUCCCCUAGGCAGCCAGUUCCAGUGCUUGACCACACUCCCUGUAAAGAAAUCCUUCCUGGUAUUAAAUCUAGCCCUCCUCUGGCACAACUGGAGAAUGUCUGAGCUGCGCUUAGGGAUCCAGAGGACACCCUGGCCCAGGCAGUGGACAAGGUACCUGGGAGGUGGCCAGAGCAGAGGCAGCAGGCAUCUCUGUGUGUUCCCUUGCAGGUGUCCCCAUGAGCGCAAUCUUGCAGAUGACAGCGUUUGGUCUCACUCUCCUCUCAGCCCUAUUCCUCCUUCUUGCUACAUGCACUGACUGCUGGAUGGUGAACGCUGAUGACAGCUUGGAGGUGAGUCACAAGUGCCGGGGGCUUUGGAGGGAAUGUGUCACCAACAUGCAGGAUGGGGUGAGGACCUGUGACCAGUAUGACUCCAUUUUGGCAGACCAUCCAGUGAAGAUUGUGGUGACACGAACGCUGCUGAUCACAGCGGACCUCCUGGUGGGCCUGGCUUUGGCUACUUUGCUCCUUGGGCUCGACUGCAUCAAGUUCCUCAAGGAAGAACCUCAUGUCAAACUGAAGUUGUGCUACGGGGCUGGUGUCAUCCUCGGCAUCGGGAGUAUCCUGGGUCUCGUGGGCUCUGUGUGGUAUGCAGUGGAUGUCUACGUGGAGAGGGCCAUGCUGGUGUCCCACAGUCUCUUCCUGGGGGUCCACUACGACUUUGGGUGGUCCUGCUGGCUGGGGAUGGCCGGCUCAACGGGCUGCUUCAUGGCGUCCGUCCUGCUCACCUGCUGCCUCCAUGCCCACUCAGCCCCCAGCAGCCCCCAGGGACCCCAGCGCCUCGCCCAGCACCGAGCUGUCACCAGCAAGAUGUACACCAUGAACUCCCGUGUGUGA